Molecule: messenger RNA, 3234 nt
Organism: Symbiodinium necroappetens
Lineage: Eukaryota; Dinophyceae; Suessiales; Symbiodiniaceae
Source: the annotation of a GenBank genome assembly
AUGCAAGCAGCGCUUGCGGCCAAGGGUUAUGAUCUGCUGGGCACGGACGGUGGAGGUGGUGGAGGCGAUGAUGGCGAGGAGGAAGACUCGGAUGAGGAAGAUGUCUUUGGCAGGAUCCGAAAGUUGCCGCCAGACGCUGCACGAGAGAAGGGCAAGAAGGCUUUCCAGGAUGGUGACUACGACAAAGCGAUACGAUACUGGCAAGGUGGACUGAAGUCCAUUUUGGGAUCGCUGUGCGCCGGGCCUGCAGCCUUGUCGGAUCAGUCCUUGUCCGAGCUGGACUUGACGCUGAAUUUGAACAUCGCCAUGGCCUACAUGAAAAAGGAGGACUACCAUGCUGCAGAGAGAUCGGUGGACAAAGCCCUGGCCAGAAGAGAGGCGCUGCCUGCGCACCUCAUCACCAAGGCGCUUUACCGCAAAGCGAUGGCUCAGCGAUCAAUGCGCAGGCUUGAUCAAUGCCUCGAAACUCUGGGCGACUUGCUGGAGGUGGAAGCCGGACAUGCUGCUGCCAAGCAGAUGCAGCAGGAGGUGGAGCGCGAGUGGGCGAAGCAGUGCCGCGAUCAAAAGAAGAACAUGAGGAAACUCUUCGACAAGCUCUCUGGAGAAGACCGAGCCGCAGAGGAGAUAGAGCGUCAGCAGCGCACGGCUCUUCGUGAUCGGUCCGGUGUCCGAUGGACGGUGGAUGACGUUGACUCGGAGGCUUUCGCCGCUGGCAGCACACCGCCUUCCGAUGGCAAGGACUGGGGACUGGCUUUGAGCAGAACUGUGCUCUGGGCCAUGGAGCAGCUGGCCCUGGAAGGGUGUGCCUGCUGCCCGGAAGGACUUAGUAAAGCAAGCUUCUGGUUCUUGGGUGCGUCGUCCACCUGUGAACUUAGAUGGCUGAAGCCGGCAGAAAUUCUGAAGAGGCUUCCAGCUAUUCAAUGCCUUGCGCUUGAACUUAUUGGCUUUCUGGGCGAGAUAGAUCCCGACAAUUCCAGGGUGCCUGACCCCAACAUCGACAAGCUGCCGGAGGGUAUCAUGAAAAUCAGCGUGGAUGAGCGGCAAGCCUUGUGCCACCCUCUGUCAUUGCUUGGUGAGCUUGCAGUAGAUCUCCAACUUUACCGGCGAUGGGAUGGUCCUGCCAGUCUGAGAGCGACGCAAGGGUCACUGGAGGAGGCCUUGGACAAGGCCUUGGGGGGGCAAAACAAGCGAGGGAGGACUUUGGAUUCGAGCCUCUCCGAGGAGCUGCUUUUGCCGCCCGAUGCGGAUGGGAAGGAGGCGAUUGCAGGUGUUGCAGUAUCGGUGCAUCCUUUGCGCUUUGGACAAUUCGCAUUUCGAGCCUCCAGGCCGGAGUGCCUCCAGGCCUGGACGGCCAGCAAGUUUAGGCCGGGCGAUGGCACCAAGCCUGAAGCGCUUGGCCACUCUGUGCGCGUUGCAAGCGCCGGCAAGGAGGACUUUGCUCAGCACAUCAUUGGUUGGCAGUGGUCUAUCAUGUCCAACUCGAAGGAUGCCGUGAACGGCUACGAGGGACGUUUUCAAGACGAGUCCCUCACAGAGCGGACCACAACAGAUGAGUACUACGACCUGGCCACUGACUUUUACCUGUAUGGCUGGGGCUCGUCGUUCCACUUCGCGACACGCUUCCUUGGAGAGAGCCUUGAAGACUCCAUCGUCAGGCAUGAACAUUUCCUAGCAGCGAAGCUGGGGCUCAAGCCUGGGUUCAAGGUAGCUGAUCUCGGCAUGGGUGUUGGAGGACCGUUGAGGUCCAUACAGAAAUUCAGCAACGCCGAUGUUACGGGUAUCACAAUCAAUGAUUAUCAGGAAGUCUUUCUGGAGUCAGCCAAAGCCUUAAAGAAAGGCGGCAAGCUCUUUUCCUACGAGUGGGUCAUGACAGACCGUUUCAAUCCCAGUGAUCCCGAACACCUGGCGAUCAAGAAAGGGAUUCAGAUCGGUGACGGCAUAGAGGCACUCGAGCUCGUGGGAAUCCGUGGUCCAUUACAGGGCCUGAACAGAAGCGGCUUCCGAAUCCUGGAGCAUGGUGACUUAGUCGAUCUGGCGGAGGAGUGGUACGGCGAUCACAAUGUGCCAUGGUAUUUCGAAAUGGCACAAUUUUAUUCAUUCGCCUCCUUCAGAUCCUUCGCGUUAUCCGAAUUUGGGCAGCGCGCCCUGGGCACGCUCUUGUGGCUAGCCGCCCAGGUCGGCCUGGUGCCGGAAGACGCCUCCAAGACCGAACAGAUGCUUCGGCAGGCGAGCAUCAACCUGGUCAAAGGUGGUGAGCUGAAGAUCUUCACUCCCAUGUACUACAUCGUGGCAGAGAAGGCCUUGCCACAGGCGUGCUUUAUUGCACAUCCGCAGUUGCACAGAUAUUUCUCCGAGUUUCAUCCUGCGAUUAGCUGGCUGAUAACGAAGCAGGUGCCUACAAUCAUCAUUGGUGCAUCUGAUCCAGAUCCAUCCUGGAAGCAGGACGAGCAGCUGCUCAGAAAGCUUGGUGCUGAACUCGUUGUUAGUAAGCGGGAGAGCCCGUAUCCGAUGUGCCUACCUGGGAACUCAAAAGUGAAGAAAUGCAGUCACAUCAUUGGUUUCCGUGGAGGAAAGGCGAUCGAGCGCGACAAGCUGAUGAACGCUGGGUGCUUCAGCAAGUCCUCGCAUGCUGGCUCUGGCCCGAGUACAGCGUGCGGUAGCUGGACCUUCGUUCACUUGCUCUCGCAGAGCGAGACCGUCAGCUCAACAGCGCAGCGGACCUGGACCUGCAAGCAGGUGCGUUCUCUGCGGAUCCUUUGCUGUCUGGGUGGUCGAUGCUCUAGAACCCGCAGAGGUGUCCCACCGGGCCAGUGCUCGAAGUGUCCCGACACGCAGUGCAGCGGCGUAGCAAGCGUCCUGGAGGUGCUUUGCAUCUUUGAAGGUACAGGCCAAAAGGUCCAUGCUGCUGAAGAAGCGCUGCUGGAGGACAUCCAGAAGCGUUUGUCCAUGGGCAAGGACCAAGCUGAAUCUCCUUGCGCCCUUCUUCCAUGCAGUACAUGCAUUGAGAUCUUCGAGGGCAAGCUCUUCAUGCAGUGGCUGGAUGAUAGGGCCAACUGCGAACGGCCUGUUGCAUUAUGUCCUCAGAUCGCGGUGUCCUUUGAAGCUGACGAAGCACCUCCGGCGUAUGUUCGCAAGGCAGGCAAGUGGUCCCUGGCCCAAGGGGUCGGUCCCAAGGACUUGGAGGUGAAGCUUCCGUUUCAGCUGCCAGCCGGGCAAUUCAAGACUUUGAUCUGA